This is a messenger RNA of Volvox carteri f. nagariensis, 984 nucleotides long. RefSeq lists its product as uncharacterized. Lineage: Eukaryota; Viridiplantae; Chlorophyta; Chlorophyceae; Chlamydomonadales; Volvocaceae. Bases 1 to 984 code for a protein of 327 amino acids. The transcript is spliced from 4 exons. The record is from RefSeq and is a predicted model, not a curated record.
AUGCUACUGCCGCCCUCCCUCCCUCCCUCCCUCGGCCACGGGUGUCCCGCCGUGGCAUCACCACCACCCGGGGAACCGUUCAUGGCCAAACCAGCAUCGUCGGCGGUGAUGGCGGCGGCGCCAAGGUUUAACGGCAGGAACAUGUUGCUGUUGCAGUUGCAGUUUUACAGUUGCUGUUGCACAUACUGUUGUUGCUCUAUCAACAAGGAUCGGGGCGGUGGUGACGGCGGCGGCGGCAGCGCCGCCACCGCUACCAAGAUCACCCGAACCUGCGCCGCAGCCGCCGCAGCCGCCACGAACUCACUGCAUGCGUUCCAGCUCUGGGGACACAAAACGUACAAGCAUGCAACGGCACACAGCCUCCAGCCGCCGCCUGCAGGCGGCGUCGGUGUGGUGGCGGUGGUGGCGACGCUGGCGACGGAAGCCCGGCCAAAGCCUAAGCCGCAUGGUCCGGCUCGGCCGCCGCUGCUACUGCCGCCACCGACGCUGCAGGUAGCGGCGGUGGGGCAGUCUGCGGCGGUGGCGGCGGCGACGCCGGGUCUGAUGGCGACGGCGGCGCCUAAAUCGGGAAGCUGGGCCGCGAGUGCAGCUUCUGCCAUCGCCGCCGCUGCUGCCGAUGGUGACGGCGACGGUGACGGCGGCGGUAGUAGCUGUCUGGCGCUUCUGGCGGCAACGGCCGACGUGACUGCCGGUUGGCUGCCACUAGCCGCUCUGAGCGUCUGCUGGUGCAGCUGGAAAUGCAACGGUGGCGCUGCUGGCGCUCUCACCGCCGCCGACAUUGGCGAUGAUAACGAUGAUGCAGAGGAGGGUGGAAUACUGUGCAUCAAUAAGGCCGACGUCAAGGCGGCGCUGCCGCCACUGCCGGCGCUGGCAUUCCCCAGCGUGCACGCGGAGGCACUGCCGCUGCCGCCACCGCCGCAGCUGCCACUUGCGGCGUCGACAUCAGCGGCGGCGGCAGUGACAGCCAGCUGCGGUACAAGCUGA